CAUGGGGGGGAGCUGGUUCAGUUUGGCUGGAACGCCGGUCCUCGUCAUGCACGUGUCUUUGGUCUGGUGAACAACCUUACCAAUAAGAAGAAGCUGUCCAUGACUACGAGGCAGCAGAAGGACUCCCAUGCUUUAGGAAUUCUGGCUUUGAGCUGGAACUUGCUCAUAGCUAGUCUCCCUGCUGAGGUCAGUACAUCAUGUAUCGAGGCAAUCGGUGAGGCAGGCCUGCCUGCCAUGACAGUCAAAGGCAAUGACUUGGACUUUGGGUAUACCCUAGACUUACCUGGUGGUCCUCUCUGCUUUUCGACAGCUGAGUGGGCUCCCUCUGAGGCAUAUAUGUCACAGAAUUAUGAGUCGUAA
This is a messenger RNA of Suillus fuscotomentosus, 360 nucleotides long. RefSeq lists its product as uncharacterized. The record is from RefSeq and is a predicted model, not a curated record. The annotation marks the transcript as partial. Lineage: Eukaryota; Fungi; Basidiomycota; Agaricomycetes; Boletales; Suillaceae. The transcript has 2 exons.